This is a messenger RNA of Homalodisca vitripennis (glassy-winged sharpshooter), 3140 nucleotides long. RefSeq names its product alanine--tRNA ligase, mitochondrial (gene AlaRS-m). Gene Ontology annotation, cellular component: cytoplasm; mitochondrion. NCBI's taxonomy places the organism in Eukaryota, Metazoa, Arthropoda, Insecta, Hemiptera, Cicadellidae. The transcript has 15 exons. Gene Ontology annotation, biological process: alanyl-tRNA aminoacylation; tRNA modification. The record is from RefSeq and is a predicted model, not a curated record. Bases 109 to 3114 code for a protein of 1001 amino acids. Gene Ontology annotation, molecular function: nucleic acid binding; alanine-tRNA ligase activity; aminoacyl-tRNA deacylase activity.
GCUAGAACAAGGUCAGCUGGUAUUUGCCUUUUAUUUAGUAAACAAAGUAUGAUUUGAAAGGGGUUAUGUUGCCGUUUAUAGGUUAGGGUAUUCUGUUGUGAUUUAACAAUGUUACUACGAGAAUUAUUAAAUAAUUCAAAAUAUAUCAUUCAUAAACAGUUCUUUCAUUCAAGACAUUUAUCAAGCAAUGAAGUUCGCAAAAGGUUUUUGGAUUUUUUUGUUGAGGAACAUUCACAUACCUUUAUUCGUUCUAGUCCUGUAGUUCCUCUUCACGACUAUAGCCUUGCUUUUGUUAAUGCUGGUAUGAACCAAUUUAAAGAAGUUUUCUUGAACAAAACAACUCCUCCGUGCUUAACAGCUGCAAACACUCAGAAGUGCAUUCGUGUUGGUGGAAAACACAAUGAUUUGAAAGACGUUGGCUUCGAUACGUACCACCACACGUUUUUUGAAAUGCUUGGAAAUUGGUCAUUUGGAAACUACUUCAAGCAAGAAGCUUGCGAACUUGCAUGGAAGUUGUUGACCUCUCCUCCGUACUCCAUUGAUCCUCGAAGACUGUAUGUGACUUACUUCAGCGGCUGCAGUCGAUUGGGCCUUCCUCCUGACUUGGAAACUAAAGAAAUUUGGAUGUCUUUGGGAGUGGAGCCUACACGCAUCCUUGGGUUCGGUGCAGCCGACAACUUUUGGGAGAUGGGUCCGACUGGUCCCUGUGGUGCCUGUACUGAAAUACAUGUGGACCAUUUGGGUAGUCGAGAGGCAGCAGACAGGGUGAACCGAGGCCAUGCUGACCUUACCGAGCUCUGGAACAUCGUGUUUAUCCAAUACAAUAGGAAUGCAGAUGGAAGCCUAAGCUCUCUCCCUCACCACCAUGUGGACACCGGUAUGGGAUUUGAAAGACUGGUUGCUUUUCUGCAAAACAAGAGCUCAAACUAUGAUACAGAUCUUUUUCUGCCUCUUUUUAAUUCUAUAUCAAAGGUGGCAAAAGCUGCUCCAUUCCGUGGUAAGUUUGGAGUGCAAGAUGAAGGAGGUGUUGACACUGCCUACCGAAUACUGGCAGACCACAGCCGUAUGGUCACAGUGGCAGUAGCAGAUAACAUGUUCCCAGACACCAACCAUAAAUUAAGGAGAGUGCUUAGGAAAGCAUUAUUGGUUGCAGAAGACUCAUUUAAGAUGAAGAAUCCAGCAAAGUUGGUGAAAGAAGUUUGUAACUGUGUAGCAGAAAUUUUGUCACCCACCUACCCGGAAAUCGGAAUAAACUUGAAUAAGGUUCACCUGGUUGUAGACCAUGAGUGGGAAGUACUGCAAGUGGUGAGGGGCGGGGCAGCGGCGACAUGGCGCAGUGUGGUGCAGCAGGACUCUCGUGUGGCGCAACUAUCGGACUGCAUGGCGCCAGGUCUGACUGCGGCAUACAGAGAACUGAGUAGUCUCCCCGCACACUCUCCCGUGGCUGGAGACUUAGCCUUCCGCCUCUACGAUACCCAUGGUCUCCCCCCAGACCUCAUAGAAGAGUUGAGCCAAGCCCUUGGUCUAGAAUUCGAUGAAAACUCGUUCAAUGCUACACUAGUUGAGGCAAAAGCAAGAACUUUACAAUCUGCAAAGCCAUCGGAGAACGCAGUCGUUUCCAAUUCUUGCUUAGAACGGUUGAAGCAGACCAUCCCGCCCACAGAUGACACUGCAAAAUACAAUUACUGUUGGUCAGUGAAAGAUGGCUAUGUGUUCCCGAAAGUGGAUAGUGUGGUGCAGGCAGUGGUGAGGUGUGGAGAAGUGGUGAGUGAGGCCAGGGUCGGGGAGAGAGUGGGGCUAGUGGUGGAUCGGACAUGUCUGUACCAUGCCGCAGGAGGACAGGCUGCUGACAGAGGAUUGCUGGAAGGGGAGGGGUGGACUAUGGACUGUGACACACUGCUGAGUUGUGGAGAGUACCUCGUUCAUUUUGGCACUCUCAGGGGGACGGAAGAGGUGAAAGUGGCGAGUGGGUGUCCAGUAAGUGUGUGGGUGGACACGGGCAGGAGGCUGGCACACAUGAGGAGCCACACGGCCACCCACUGUCUAAACGCGGAGUUACACCGCAUGUUCGUAGCCACGCAUCAGACUGGCAGCUCUGUCACCGAGGACCACCUUACUUUUGAUUUUGCCACUUACGGGCAACACUUCAACAAGGAACAUGUUAUGGAGCUGGAGAGAAAAGUCCAGGAGGUGAUAAAGUCGAGGUUGCCAGUAAGGAGGACCACAGUCUCCAGUAAUGAGCUGACCCUCCUGGACAAUGUGACACUCCUGCCAGGGGAAACCUACCCUUCAGAGGGCAUCCAUCUCAUCCAGAUAGAAAGUGACCACUUUGUCUCCAAAGAGGCCUGCUGUGGGACUCAUGUUCUCAACACUGCAGACAUCCAGGACUUCUGUGUCAGUUCGGUCAAAAGCCAAGGAUCGGGAGUCAAGUCGCUGAUGGCUGUGACCGGUGCGACCGUGCAACAGGUUCGGCAGGAUGGUCAGGCAGUCUUACGUGAUGUUGCUGCAGUGCGUGAGGAUAUCAGUACUGCGGCGAGUGACAAUAACACGAAGUUGGAAGAACUGGAGAGUUCAUUGCAGUCAAUGAAAAGGCAAACAACAGAGCUUUUGAUACCUUAUGCUGACCGUGUAGAAGCACUGUCACAAUUGGAAUCUGCAGCCAAAUCUUUGAAGGAAUCUGCCAGAGUGACUCUGAGGCAGACUGUGGAGAAGGAAAUGAAAGAAGUACUAAAUUCAAUAGCUGCUGACACUGGAUGCCAGUUCCUGGUGUACUGUCUGCAGACAACUUCUCAUCUGGACAGCAUUCCCCUGCAGAAGGUGACCAGGAUGUGCCCUCUACACCUGCCUGUUCUUAUAUUCGCCUACGCUGAGGGCCAACUCAAAGCUAGAUGUUGUGUACCUCAGGCCAGGGUAUCACAUAAUGCCAAUGCUGAGACGUGGAUGAAGCCUGUGGUGGAAGUGGUGGGGGGAAGUGGCGGGCCACCACGAGGUCAAGACCCCCGCCUCGUCUUCAAUCUGAAACCCAUUCACAUCCCUCCUUCUGAUGUUGAUAGAAUCGUCAAGCUGGCUCUAACUGAAGCCAAUCAAAUGGCAAUUAAACUAUUUAAUGAUUAACUGUAGCUUAAUUUCUCUACCAAUAA